AUCGACGUCGGCAAGUGACGAUGGACAUCACUCUACGACUCGCAAGUAUUCGUCGGACACCCGAUUCGAGGCGCUGCCGAUUUAAUGUUCUCGGUUUUCUAUCUUUCAUUUUCCCAUCGCACUCCAACACGCACGCACGUGCCCUUCCUUGAACUAUGUAAUUGUGGGAUGACUUGGGCCUCGUAUGCCGACUUCUGGUGAACUGGUCCGGACAGUGACGAGAGACAACAGUGAUUACUUGGUCGUGCCACACUUUUUAGCACGAAUCCGACGCGCUCUUGCACUCUUUCACCCACCUGGUAGCCCUUACCACAAACCGCGCUCUACCACUUCCCUACCUCCCUCGAACAUGCCAGCCCACUCCACCAAACUAGAAUUCCACGCAGACGGCCUGGAACUCUACCCCUUCUCCGGGUCCCUCGACUGCGCCAUCUGCCACGAGCCGCUUAUCGCCCCAGUAAACACCCAGAGCCACACCAAAGCUCAAGCCGACAAGAGCGACUCCCCCACCCCAACCACGAAGGCAUGGCCUUCCCGCACGCCACCUACCACACGCACGCUGCCGUCAAGCUCACAGCCUGCGGCCACAGCUUCGGAAUCAACUGUCUGUGCCUCUGGCUCUACGACCACAAGACGUGCCCGACGUGUCGGCGGGAGCUGUUUCCAGCGCCCCGUGGCCUGGCGGAGCAGUGCAUCGACCGCGAACUAGAGCAUUACAAUGCUGAGCAAGCUAUUUGGGGGGUUACUGCGCUUUUUCGACGCGUGGCGAGGGAGGCGCCUGAGUGCUUUGUGGCGCUGUCGGUGUUUGCGCUGAGGUGUAUAGAGGAGAGGAUGGAGCGGGAGAGGUUAGGGCGGGAGCGGGAG
Trematosphaeria pertusa is the source of this 864-nucleotide messenger RNA. RefSeq lists its product as uncharacterized. The record is from RefSeq and is a predicted model, not a curated record. The coding region runs from base 185 to 709 and encodes 174 amino acids. NCBI's taxonomy places the organism in Eukaryota, Fungi, Ascomycota, Dothideomycetes, Pleosporales, Trematosphaeriaceae. The transcript is spliced from 3 exons.